Molecule: messenger RNA, 8903 nt
Organism: Chelmon rostratus (copperband butterflyfish)
Lineage: Eukaryota; Metazoa; Chordata; Actinopteri; Chaetodontiformes; Chaetodontidae
Gene: zer1
Product: zyg-11 related, cell cycle regulator
Exons: 16
Coding region: 481-2835 (784 amino acids)
Cellular component (GO): Cul2-RING ubiquitin ligase complex
Molecular function (GO): protein binding
Source: RefSeq, a predicted model, not a curated record
UGCAUUUCUACACAGAACUCUUUGCUAGCGCUAGCCCCACAGGCUAAUUUAGCUAACAUUAUAGCUGGGAAAGUCAUCGUUAGCCACAAGCUAAUUUAGACGCUGAAAUGCAUUGGUGACACCGUAUCGGCAAGUUAAGGUUUAACUUAGAAUAACAAGUGUUGUAUUUUGGUAGUUUGGGUUGUUGUGAGUGUGCAGCCUACCACUUGUGGUCUGCUUGUUAGUAGCUGUCUAGCGUUGGUGUUGUUAAAGUAAAUUAUUCUACAUUGUAGCUAGCUGGCUAGCUAGCUAGCCAUCUUAGUUGUGAAUUGCUAUGUGUGGUUAACUAACAAACUAAGUUAACGCUAGUAGUACCAACCAAAAGACAGGGCAGACGAGGUUAGUAGCUUCAGCUGGUCGGCAGGAGUCAUUCAUCGUAAUAUAAAUAAGGUUCCCUGCACUGCCCUGUCUUUGAUCUGAGCUGGAGAAGAAGAGGCUAACAUGGCAGCCAAAGCAGGAGACAACCCUGACAGCCUCAUGACACUGGCAACGGUCUUUUGCCUGAGAAACCUCAGGAAAACCAUGUGCUACCAGGGAUUCAGGAACAAGCUCUGCCUGCGCUCAGACAUCUUCCUCCCCAGCGAAAUCUGCGACAAGCUGGUCAACACAUAUAUGGAGUUGGUCCACACAGACAGUAACUUUGAACCAGAGGAAAGCUUCUUCCAACUAUUCUCUGACCCUCGCAGCACCAGACUGACCAGGGUACAGCUGAGAGAAGACUUUGUACGUGACAGAGAUCUGGAAGCCAUUAGAAAACAGGACCUGAUUGGGCUCCACCUCACCUACUGCAACAGCCUGUCAUCCCGCAGCUUGAAAACACUGACCUGCUUCCGUGAGACGUUGGUAUCUCUUUGUCUCUUCGGCUGUAGCCACAUCUUCUAUCGGAAGGGCGGCGCCCCGCUCGCCUGCAAUGAAGACACAGAGGAUGAGGAAGAGGAGAGCCCUGCUUCUAGGCAAGCAUUAGAGACAGACUUUAACUUCCAGGGGUUCAACCGCCUCAGGUUGCUUAAUUUAGGUGGCCUGCCUGACGAAGUGGAUGCUGAGACCCUGCUCAAACCUCUGAAGUCACUCACCUCACUAGAUCUAUCUAAUGUACAGUUGCUGGGAACAGCUUUUCUCACCCAGUGGAAAGAUAGACUGGCGUCUCUUGUUCUCUACAAUGUGGACCUGUCAGAGGAGUUGGUCAGCACAGUGGUCGAGAUUGUUAAUCUCAGACAUCUUGACAUCUCACGGGAGAGCAGGCGAACCUCCAAGUUUAAGAUGACCAGGAAAAUCCUGACAGCCAUCGUACAGUGUCUGGUCAAUCUGGUGUCACUGGACAUCUCUGGUCACAUUAUGCUGGACAACUGCACAGUUCCUCACUUUGAAGAAGCUAUGGGUCGGCCAAGCAUUGAGCCGUGCAAGAGCAGCAUCUAUCCUUUCCAGGAGCUGAAGAGGCCCCUGCAGUUUCUGGGCUUAUACGACACCACCCUCUGUAAUGUGACACACAUCCCUGCUUAUAAGGUGACUGGAUCCAAGAAUGAAGACCAGGUUCUUAAUGCCAUUGAGGCUUACACAGAGUUUCGCCCUGAGCUGGCCCACAGAGCUAUCAAUCAGCUGUUUGACAUCGCCAGGAUACAACACUGCAGCCAACUCCUUCGAGCUUUGCAACUCGUCAUAGCAGCAUUGAAGUGCCAUAAAUAUGAUAAGAGCAUCCAGGUAACAGGCAGCGCUGCACUGUUCUACCUGACCAACACAGAGUACCGCAGUGACCAGAGUGUGAGGUUGCGUAGAGAGGUCAUUCAAGUGGUACUAAAUGGAAUGGAACAGUACCAGGAGGUCACUGUCCAGAGGAACUGCUGCUUGACUCUGUGUAACUUCAGUAUUCCAGAGGAGCUGGAGUUCCAGUACAGUCGGGUCAACCAGCUGCUGCUGAAAAUCCUGGAGCCAGCCAGGCAGGAUGAGUCCAUCCAGAGAAUUGCUGUGCAUCUCUGCAAUGCUUUGGUCUGUCAGGUGGACAACUAUCACAAGGAAGCAGUGGGAAAGAUGGGAUUUGUCAAGACAAUGUUGAAUUUAAUUCAGAAGAAGUUACAGGACAGAAUGUGUGACCAGGUGAUGGAGUUUUCUUGGAGCGCUCUGUGGAACAUCACUGAUGAAACACCCGACAACUGUCAGAUGUUUCUCAACUGUCAGGGCAUGAAUCUUUUUCUGGAGUGUCUGCAGGAGUUUCCAGACAAGCAGGAGCUUCACCGCAACAUGUUGGGGCUUUUGGGAAAUGUUGCUGAGGUCAAAGCACUGAGACCACAGCUGCUUACCCCACAGUUCAUCACUGUAUUCAGUAACCUGCUGGACAGUAAGGCAGAUGGCAUUGAGGUGUCAUACAACGCGUGUGGCGUACUUUCACACAUCAUGUUUGAUGGGCCGGAGGUUUGGUCGAUGGAAGAGCCUCGAAGAGACACGGUUAUGGACAAGAUGUGGGAUGCUAUCCAGAGUUGGGACGUCAGCUCACGCCGCAACAUCAACUACAGGUCAUUCGAGCCCAUCCUGCGACUGCUGCCCCAGAGCAUCUCCCCUGUCAGUCAGCACUGGGCCACAUGGGCUCUCUAUAACCUGGUGUCAGUUUACCCAAGCAAGUAUUGUCCCCUGUUGAUUAAGGAAGGAGGGAUAAGUCUUCUAGAGAAAGUUCUGGAACUGGAGAGCUCACAGCCAGAGACCAAAGACAUGGCCAGCAAAGUAAUGGAGCAGUGUGAAAACUUCAAAGAAGACCCCAUGGAAACAAAUCAUGGACAGGAGGUAAACUAUGGACAAAGAGGUUGACACCACAGGAGCCAUGAUUCCCAGCAAACAUCAAGCAAACCAACCUAAGGCCCCUCCUACUGUCAUCACCACAAGGGUCAAUUGUGUGCAUUAUUCUUAUUCUUAUCAUCCUUAUUAUUUUGUAGAGCAGAAGUGUGUCUCUGACCGUCUUCACAGCAAUUUGGACAAAAGCUUAAUAUAUGACACAUAGGACUUAAGAUGUGGUGCAUGGUUUUCGUUGUGAGGGUGCUUACCUUUGCUGCACAUAAGCAUCUCUUCUGUUGGGACAGGUUAAUGGGGGUGGGUGACUGUUAUCACUCAGAUUGUGUGUGUGUGCGUGUAUGUGUGCGCGCGUGCAUGUGAGUGUGUGAGUCUCUGUCUCAAAGACUUAACGGCAUAACAAACGGCUGCAGUGAUGCUUGGUUCCCAGUGGAAGGAAACCAAGCCCUCUCCAGCUCACUACCGUUAACAGUGUAACAUUGAACAAAAGGCUGAAGGUGGUGUCCUGCACCGCCCUCAGAGGUCUCAGCUCUCACACUGCUCUCUCACAGUCACUCAUGCUUGUGGAGGCCACUGAACUGUUGACACAUGUACAGUGAAUAUUAGCCAUUAUGUGUGUAGGCUGAUGUUGACGGGAGGGAAGUCUUCCCAGACCAUGUGGUACAAUGAUGGACUUCUUUGUUAUAUAUGUAAAUAUUCUGUACGUCUCAUCCUUUUACUGUGUGUAUGUUUUAUAAUAUAACUGUCAACACUCAUGACUUUAUUCUGUAUUUAAAUUUGUUUAGGUUCGACUGACAUUUGGUCAGCGUUAAGAAACUAUACACAGAAUACCCAAUCAUUCAAAUGUAGUCUGGCAAUCCUGGAUACGCUGGUCUUUGAGGGAUAAUUUAGAUUUAGUUCAACCUUGCCUCUGUUUUUAAUUAUCUGGCAUGUUAACUUGACUCUGUUGAUUCUCCUUAUUGGAAGCAGUAGUUAGCUUCAAGAAUGAGGGAGCUCAAAACACUCAAAAUACACUAUAUGGCCAAUUACAUGUGGACACUACAGGAGCUAGUACACAAAGCCAGGUCUGAUUCAGCACUGCAAUCCUAUAUAGUAACAUUGUUGGACUCAUGAACAGUUUUUUUUUUUUUUUGUUUUGUUUUUAAAGGAUCAAAACCAAUGCACCAUGCAAUCUUCUUCCAUGUCAAAACCUGGUGCCUACAUUAACCACAAUGCAACUGGGCCGCAGCCAGUUAGGUCGGAGAUUCUGGCUUGUGGGAGAAGUUUGCCCUCCUAACACGUGGUUAACGUAGUGAUGAUGUGUUGAAAGCCUUCAUUUUGAGAUUCUGGCAUGUUAUGCUAGUAGCGGCUAAUGUAAUCUUGAGCCUCAGGCCUCUAUCAGGAAUGGGGAAUUGGCUACAGAGGUCUGGUGAGUUCAUUUCUUUGUAACUCCACACCCCACAGUUUUUGUUCCCCCAACCAGCCUUCAGCCCCGACUGACGCUGACUCAAGUGACAUCACUCGAGGGCAGGAUUUCACACUGUUGUUGUGACAAAGUAGUUGAACAUAUAUAAAUAUUAUAGACAGGUGACAGUUCAGGCACCGUCUGGAAACUUAAAGCUGUCUCCAGUGUUUUGCCCUCAAGCUCAACAGUGCUUCCAGUGGUCUUGUAUGAUGCCAGAUAAUGAAAUGGACGAGGCUGAAGGGAACAGUUAUCCUUUAACAACACCUGAUGGCCCAUCAUUUUUACUGGUUGGUCAACAUGCUGCUAAGUGACUGCUUCACUUCAAUCAAACACUUCUAGUAUGCGUUGUCCCAUGGUACUAUACUAACAUUAAACAGCAGAUGAAGCAAUAAGUGAUGGGAGAACAAGUGCAUUGACAUGUCUGUUUAAAGUUGAAACUGCAAUGUUGUGAAAGCAAAGAAGCUCCUUUUUCUCACUCCGGAUCAAAGUCUGAUUUUAUUCACUCCAUUUGCUCUUAUGACCUUAAAGGUGCCCUGUGGAGUUUUCUUUAAUUUUAUAUUUUAAAAGCUAAUUUUAUUUAUUUAUUUAUUUAUUAUAUAAUUUGCAAACUGCAAAUGUUUGCUAGCUCACAGUCUUCUCAUUUGCCUUUUAUGGCACACCAACCACCAACCGCCAAUAAGUAGAAUAGCAUAAAACUGUCACCCCAAAUACGUAUAGCUCUGCCCAAAUUUUUAUCUCUGUGGCUCCUUUUAUUUGGGCUCAAGGUCCAGACACAACAAGGACCCGCUCAUCAGAACAUUGCGCUGUUGCUACUAGUGGUUAAAAACUCCAGAGGGUACCUUUAUAAUGACCCUAGCUCGCUGGUUUCUUCACUGACAUUUCUCACAACGUGGCAUUGAGAUCAUUUAAAUGCUGAAUCAGGACGUUCUGCAAAAAGCAUUCACAAUGAGUUACCCUCUUGAGAAAGUGUGUGCGUGGCUGUCAAAGGCAGUGUAUUAAAUUCAUUGGUAAAAAAACCUAAUCCCAACAGUAGCUGAAAUGAUGAGCAGUUGCUUUUAGUUUAGAGAGUAGGUUACCUGUGGCAUAUAUUCAUUUUCAUACCAGUGAGGCAUGAGGAACACACAGACUCUUCCUGUUUUUAAGACCGUGUUUCAAUACUGUAAUUACAAACCGUGCAUUUUAUUUUGUUCAGAUGUGAGACAGGCACGCGUGACAUGUUUCCUUUGUUUACCAUCAUCAGGGCAGAUUUGGACAGUUACUGAACGUUCUGAUUGGAGUUGCCUUUCUAUCCUUAACGGGAGAUUUGACACACAGAUCACAGUUAUGUACCCAUAAGUAGACUCACAGUAAUGUGAUAGAAAUAGGAGAGCUUUCUUGUUGAAGUCUCCUUGCCUUGUGGUAUUAGUGAGUGAAAUACUGAUUUAGGGGGAAAAAGCUGAAAUUGAAGUUUUAAAUUGCAUCCAUAUUAAAAAAUUUGAGUCUGUUUAAUUCUACUAACUUGUAAUUUCAUCUUUGAAUGUGUGGCUAAAACCUCAACUAACUCCACCAUUAAUAAACUAUUGAUUUACCAAAUCAAGCUUAUCAUCACAUACACAGAGUUAAACACAGUACGACAUAGUGAAAUCUGUUUUCUGCAUGUUAACUCACUCAGGAGCAGUGGGCAGCUGCGGGGCAGCGCCUGUGGACCAACACCUUUUCUAAGACAUGACAGUUUAUCUAACAUACAUGUUUUGAUGUUGGUGGGAAACUGGAGCAUGCAGAGGGCACCCACACAAACACAGGGACAACAUGCAAACUGUACACAGAAAGACCCCCACAUGCAGCCAGGACCUUUCUGCUGUGCCGACUGCUGAGCCACCCUUUAUUACCCAAAUUGUUGAGGAUUUAAAUUUUUGUUUGUGCUGAUGCCGAUAAUAAGAUUUGGAUGGUGGGUUGGAGCGAGAAGAUUUCAUUCAUUGCACUCCUAAACCAGGGACUGCCAGGACCUUCAAACCCAUGCCAGUGAAGGAACAUAUAUGGCCAGUGAGCAUCCAGAACGUUUUCUCCGUCACCUGUAGACUGUGUUGGCUUAGAUCAACCACAGGGCUCGACAUUAACUUUUUGAGGCACUUGUCCUUCAGGGUAGUAAGUUGUAGUAAGUUUACUUUUGACUUUUUCUGGCAAAAACAUAACUUGUCCAGACAACAAUGACAAUAAUUCACUUUUGUUAUAUUGUUUACAGAAUUCAGACAAAUAGUGGAAAAAAUCCAAUCACUGUCAACAUAUAAAUGAUACAAUUUCAGAAUUGAUCAAAAUGGCUGUACUUAACAUUUUCCCCUCAAGAAAUCACAUUCCUGUUCAUUUAGGUUGUAUACUCUGUAUGAUAUGUUACAUAUAUACACUAUUUUACUCAAGAGUAAAAUUACCAGUGUAAAAUUUAACUUAAAUAAAGGCAAGAACUGGGUCAGUUAGUAAAUGUUAAAGCUAUACGUUUGUGUGUUUUUUCAAAGAGCCAAUAGAUUAAUUAUUAAAUUGGGAACACACUUACACUAUGAGUAAAAUCCAGUAACAUGUCAGUGUAUACACUGGGGAAACAACAUCACACCUCAGAGCCAUGAUGUCCAAACCAACAACAAUAAAUUCCUUAUUUGUAGACGAACACUUGGAGCAGUGCGUAUAACUGAUUAUCAUCUAUAAAUACACCACUGCCUUUCUCAGUAAAGCCUUACUACAGUUAACCAGAAAACAGGACGAAACCCAACGCAGCAGCAAAUGGAGCGUCUGUGGGCACAGCAGCCGGUGCAGUAAACAUUAUCAGGGUAGAUAUGAAACCACCUGCCACUGUCACAACACAAUGAAGCAGACACACACACAUGUAUGGACAACAUAACCUCCACUGCAGCGACAGCCAACAAACACAUGGAAGUAAAAAACAGCACACCACUACGUCUGGAGCCAACGCAGUGGACUCUUUCCUCUGCAGUGAGAGGCAGGACAGAUCCCCUCCUGUUUGUUCUGCAGCAGUAUCAGCAGGAGUACCAGGCUGAAUUAGUGGGACGAAGUUUCUCUCUUACUCUGCUGUUGGUGUUCAGGAACAUCUGGCCUGAAAAGCUUUCUGCUGUCGGACCCCCAUAAAGAGGCCAUCUUCGUUUAGAAAUGAUCCAGUGAGAGCGGGUGACAGUUCUCUGUGCUGGUGCUAAACUAAUGCCAUUAUUUUCUGGUGAAUUGCACAGCUGCUAACGCUAGCAAGCUAACAUCACUUAGUUGUCAGACAAGUUGUGUUGCAGCCAGGAGAUCGCCAUAAUUCACUGCAUCGAUGAAUUUCUCCAGCUGUUUAUGGAUUUUUGUUCUCUUUUUGACUCAUACGUGCAGUUUUAGUUCCCUGGUGGAGCCUGAAGGAACAGCGCUGCAGAAUACUUGGAUGGACCAGUGAUUGGUCAAUCAAGGCACUCAGUUGGACGUUUUGUGGGAGAAAAGUACAUUUGUUUCAAAUGGGUAUUGUGAAUGUAUUCAUUUCACUAAAUGGCUGAGGUUUGGUUUUCUUUAAACUGAUCCAGUAGGGCAGUUACACUUCUCCCCUAUUUGCCCUGUAAAAAAAUCCCACUUGUCCCGGACAAGCAGGCGAGGCUUCAUGUCGAGCCCUGAGCCAGGUCAGGCGUAUAGCACUGUGGCUCCUCAGUGUGUGCAGUUCGAGCUAAAGCUUCUGUGUCAUUCAGUCUCCUACACAGUUUAAGAUCAUGUUCAUGGGUGAUGCCUAACUGAUGUUUUUAAGCUAUUCCAUAUCAGCUGUGCAGGGUUUACCCACUGACUUGAUUUCCUGGUUCUCAUGUACAGUUUUUCUUAGUGUGAUUUAAUGAGAAUCUGAUUGGUACAGCUCUGUUUCUAUUGCUAUUUCACUGUUCAGGUAGGCAGUGGUGUGAGAUGAAAAGCUUUAUUAGAGGCUCACGUAAUGUUUCUCUCUAGAAUUCCAGUGAGAUGAAGAGGAUUUACCAUGCUUUCAUAUAGGAUCAAAACAAAAUCUCCUGUGACUUUUUUUUGUUCUUAAAGGUUCUAAUCUUGAUUUUGAACAUUAAUAUAGAACGUGAAGGGGAAAGGGAAGUGUGUCCCAAACACAUUUUUUUUGGUCUGAGAUGCUGGUGCUGUAGUGCGCCACCUAGUGGCUGAAAAAGUCAUAUCGAGCCAUUAAGAAUCACAGUGUUUGAUUAAAGGUCAUAGCAGAGGUGUGAACUUCUUUCUAGAGAAAGCAGAUGAUCAGUUGGACAUCUGAAGUCUCCAUCAACUACUUUCUCUAAUGUGAAGAAGUCAUUGACUGUUCAGUUUAUGCUUCCCAGAAAAAAUAAUGUGUUGAGCUGAGGGCAGGGUGUCAGUGACGGCAGGUAGCAACUGUUGGGGUUUGAUUUUUAUUUAUAAAGAUGGAUGUGCUGAAACUUAAAAAAAAGUAACAUGAAAUACUGCUUCAGGAGAACUGCUGUCACAUACUGUUUCAUUUCAUUUACUAAUUUCAGAAUGUUUCUGGAGUCGGUCGACACUCUGUCUUUUGUAACUGCUGAUAAGUGUAAUCCAAAAUGGAGUGAAGAAUAUUUGAUCCAAACAUUAUGGAGUUCCAGUUUUUCCUGAUCUAAAUAGUACCAGAAAAUUGGUGUAAAGAUAUUAAUAAGCAAUAAAG